Ramularia collo-cygni is the source of this 666-nucleotide messenger RNA. RefSeq lists its product as uncharacterized. The transcript has a single exon. The record is from RefSeq and is a predicted model, not a curated record. Lineage: Eukaryota; Fungi; Ascomycota; Dothideomycetes; Mycosphaerellales; Mycosphaerellaceae. Bases 1 to 666 code for a protein of 221 amino acids.
AUGCCUCCCACCCAAUCCUCCUCACCUGCCACUAACCCUCGCCGCAACCCUCUCACAAAUGCGGAGAAGAUUGCCUUGGCAGAUCACAAGCGGUCUCUGGCCGUGAAGAAGACCAACCGCCCACCAUCCAAAAAGUCCAAGACCCUCCCACCACCGGACGAAAUGGAAGUCACCGUUGCAACUGCGGAGAAGGUUAAACAAGCCAAAAAUAUGGCGGCGGAGAGACGGAUGGGCAUGUACUGCAUCACUCUCUCCAUUCUCAUGCGUGCUAACCGGAGUGUGAUUGUAGCGAUCAGAAAUGGAAACUGGGAUUUCACCAGAGGCAAAACCAUGGGCAAUGCACAAAAGAUCGCUGCUGCGAAGAAGAGUGCCGAAGUGCGGAAGAAAGCGGCGGAUAAGCAGAUGGUGGCCAAGGAGUUGGGGUUCAGAAAGGAGCCGGGAAAGAAGGGGAACGUGCUGGGAAGUGGAGAGACGGAGAAAGCGGAGAAGCAGAAGCAGAAGAAGACUGGAAAGAAGAAGAUUGAAAAGAAAAAGAGCUGCUUCGAUAUGGUUUUGGGAGAGAAUGAAGCGGCUGCUGGUGGAGCCUUUGUGGGGAUUGGUCGAACUCUUGGGAGAGCGCCUGAGAUUGACAGCGAUGGGCUUGACCAGGGUGAUGGCUCCGAGUAA